Messenger RNA from Branchiostoma belcheri (Belcher's lancelet), 2004 nucleotides. Its product is annotated as aminopeptidase B-like. Gene Ontology annotation, molecular function: metalloaminopeptidase activity; zinc ion binding. Gene Ontology annotation, biological process: proteolysis. The record is from RefSeq and is a predicted model, not a curated record. The transcript has 13 exons. Bases 11 to 1936 code for a protein of 641 amino acids. NCBI's taxonomy places the organism in Eukaryota, Metazoa, Chordata, Leptocardii, Amphioxiformes, Branchiostomatidae.
CAGUGUCAAGAUGGCGGACGUCGACGCGAAAAGGCCGAAGUUGCAGUUCGCAGGGUCGUCGGAGAAGCUCUACUCGGACUCGGCCGAGGACGUGGCGUCCGCCUCCAACUUCCGACACGUCACGGUCAACAACUACCACCUGGACUUGGACGUGGACUUCAGCACAAAGACGAUCCGCGCCUCGGCUGUGUUGGACCUGCAGUGCCUGCAGCCAUGUGCCGAAGUAAUUUUGGACUCCCACGCGACCCUCUCCAUCCACGGUGUCCGAGUCACCUACAAGGACGGCCGCAGCACCAGCGACCAGCCCCCGGUGACCUUUGACACGCGACCCUUCACCUUGUACGGCGCUGCGCUGCACGUGUGUCUGCCGUCGGCGGUGAGUCCCGGGGAGGAGUUCCAGCUGGAGUUCAGCUACACGGCGGGGCAGGGGCCGGCCAUGUGCUGGCUGGAACCCAAGCAGACUGCUGGUAAGAAGCAGCCGUACCUGUUCACCAUAGGCCAGUCAGUCCUGAAUAGAUCCAUGUUCCCUUGUAUUGACACCCCGGCCAUUAAGUCUACUUACUCUGCACAAGUUAAGGUUCCUCCAGGGUUCACUGCUGUGAUGAGUGCCUCCUCUCGUACGGAGGGACCAGAACCUAACACCACCCACUUCAGAAUGGAACAUCCCAUCCCUGCCUACCUCAUCGCGCUGGCGGUGGGGGACAUCGCAUCAGCUGACAUUGGGCCUCGCAGUAAAGUCUGGACUGAACCAAGUGUUCUGGAGAAGGCAAAGUCAGAGUUUGAGGGGGUUGUGGAAGAGUACAUCCAGGUCGCGGAGGGUCUAUUCGGCCCGUACGUGUGGGGACAGUACGACAUCCUGGUCAUGCCUCCAUCCUUCCCGUACGGCGGGAUGGAGAACCCCUGUCUCACCUUCGUCACCCCGUGUCUGCUCGUCGGGGACAAGUCGCUGACAGAUGUCGUCAUGCAUGAACUGUGCCACAGCUGGUUUGGGAACCUGGUAACUAAUGCCAACUGGAGUGAGUUUUGGCUGAAUGAGGGUUUUACCAUGUUCUCCCAGCGGCGUGUGUGUGCCACGGUGCUCGGGGAACCCUACAAGUGUCUGGAGGCUGCCACGGGGCAGGCCCUGCUCCAGAACCACAUAACCACCGUAGGGGAGAACCACCCCCUGAACUGCCUGCGAGUGAAGAUAGAGAAGGGGGUGGACCCAGACGACACGUAUAAUGAGACCCCGUAUGAGAAGGGCUGUGCCUUCGUCAGCUACCUUCAGCACUGUGCAGGAGGGGAUGAGAAGUUUGACCAGUUCUUAAAGGCAUAUAUUAGCAAGUUUAAGUACAGGAGUGUUGUAGCAGAGGACAUGUUGGAGUUUUAUCUGGACUAUUUUCCACAUCUCAGGGAACAGGACCUCAGGAACAAGCCAGGUUAUGAGUUUGAGCGCUGGCUGACCACCCCAGGCUGGCCGCCGUUUGUCGCUGACCUGUCACCGGGGCAACAGCUGACCCGCCCGGCCGAGCAGCUCGCAGCUCAUUGGGCAGGGGACCAGAUGGAGGAGAAUCAGGAGGUGAUGACCGACAUCUCAGACUGGAAGACGUACCAGAUUGUCCACUUCCUGGACAAGCUGGUGGAGCGACCCAAGCUGACCCACGACACCAUCCAGGCCCUGGCCGCGGCGUACCCCAACAUCGCACAGUCUCACAAUGCUGAGCUUACGAUGAGAUGGUCCAUGCUGAUCAUCAAGAACAACUUCAUCUCUGACCUGCCCAAAGUCAGGGCCUUCCUGGAGAGCCAAGGGAAGCAGAAGUACACCCUGCCCAUCUACCGUGCCUUGAAGGCGGGAAGUCCUGAGACUCAAGACUUUGCUAAAGAAGUGUUCGAGGCAACCAAAGACACCCUCCAUGUCAACGUCCGUACUUAUGUACAGAGGAUCCUGAAUGCUUAGACCAGAAAUGUCUAAACGUCUGUUACUUUAGAAGCCUUUACAUGCCCGCAGCCAGGGGGGGUUCGGAA